Plasmodium vivax (malaria parasite P. vivax) is the source of this 1281-nucleotide messenger RNA. Its product is annotated as variable surface protein Vir12-like. The record is from RefSeq and is a predicted model, not a curated record. NCBI's taxonomy places the organism in Eukaryota, Apicomplexa, Aconoidasida, Haemosporida, Plasmodiidae. The transcript has 3 exons. The coding region runs from base 1 to 1281 and encodes 426 amino acids.
AUGGUGGACUUCAGUGAUACAGAGCUGGAAGCUGUUAUAAAAACUUUACCUUCGCAUGGUCUUUAUGAAAGUUUUGAUAAAGAUGCAAAUGACAGUGAAUAUAGUGGUGAAUGUAACAAGUUAAGCAAAAAAGAUGAUGAGAUUAAACAUCUUUGCUCGAAAUUCUUAAGAAAUUUGAAAGAUUUAAAAAAUGAAAAAGCAACAUAUGAUGAUAAGCAUCGUUAUUUAACAUUCUGGAUAUAUGACAAAUUAUAUAAAAUGUUUGGUUCAUCGGAACACAUGCACGAAAAACAGUUUAUUGAAAUACUCCAUGUAGGGAAUGAUUAUUACAAAAGAUUAAGUAAACAAUUAUAUUUGAACGAUUAUGAACACGAUUUUAAUAGGAUUAGAGAGAUGAAACAUUUACACGAUUAUUUUAAAAAUUGUGAAAAGAUUAUUAAUUGUAAAACACCUCCAGGAGAAUGCAACAAGUACAUUAAAUACGUUAGUUAUAUUAAGGAAUUGUAUGAAAAACAUUAUAGAGACUGCUGCUUUUUAUAUAAUUGUAUUGAUGAAUAUUUUGAUUGUGAUAGCAAGUACAAUCCAACUACAGUCCUUUCUGUAUUAAGAGGCAAUGCUGUCAUAUCACAUGAUGGAAAAGAAAAUGGUCAGAUUGUAAAAGAUGGACAACAAAACACUAUAGACAUUUCCAAGUUAAAGACUAAGAUGAAUAUUGCUUACCUGAAGUGUUUUAGUUCUUAUAAUGAAAAAAUAAACGAAAAAGAAACGGAUAGCAAAUUUGCGCAAUGCAUUUACGUAAAUCCCAAACAUGCAGUUCCUUCUAAAAAAGAAGUAAUUGUUUAUACUAAGUAUGGGAAAAAAUAUAAUCCUGAAGUACCUAUUAAAGUAGUUUGGACCUUACCAAAAGCUUUAAUUGAUCAAAAUGAAACGUCUCAGGAUUCUCAAGAGGUUGUAUCUGAGACGGUUGCUGAAGAAAAUGAUGUUGAAGCUGCAAGCAUGUCUGAUAUUCCUGUUUUGUGGGGAGGUGGUACUAAUUUAUUAAAAGACAAGAAAUUUCGCACAUCUGUUGCAACUGCACUAGCAGUAUUCGCAAUGAUCCUUUUUUACUUAUAUUAUAAAUAUACGCCCUUUGGAAAUUGGAUAAGCAGGGGUGGUCCCAGGAAAAAGAAAAAUAACUAUCCUAGUUAUGAGCAUCCUAGGGAGGACCUACUAGACAGUCACCCAGAACCUAUGUUGCAAAACAUGAACAAAAAAAGAAUACGAUUGGCCUAUCAAGCAUAG